GGUGGGUUUGAAGCCAGGGGCCGCCUCUCCGCCCCACUGUUUGUAAACUCGCAGUCCAGGCUGGGAGCAGUCAAGAGAGUUCCCGGGAGCCCUUCAAAAUAGAAAGUUAGUGGAGCUGGCAGCAGAGGUGUGCCUGGCCGCUGUCACCCGACUGGCCCCAGGAUUGUGGAGCACUGCUUUUGAGAGGACGCCGGUGACCGCCUGGGAAGCCUGCCCCCCAUCCCUUACCUGCUCGCCUUCUCCGUAGACCCAUCGUCUGCUGGCUGGGAAAAUCUGACUUCAUUCGGGUACCAGGUCCGCUUCCGAGAGAUCAUGGCCCACGUCGGGGACUGCAAAUGGAUGUCCUGGCUCCCAGUGCUAGUGGUGUCUCUGAUGUGCUCGGCCAAGGCAGAGGACUCCAACUGUGGCGAGAACGAAUACCACAACCAAACUACUGGGCUGUGCCAGCAGUGUCCUCCAUGCAGACCAGGGGAGGAGCCCUACAUGUCCUGUGGAUACGGCACCAAAGACGAUGACUAUGGCUGCGUGCCCUGCCCUGCAGAGAAGUUCUCCAAAGGAGGUUAUCAGAUAUGCAGGCGCCACAAGGACUGCGAGGGCUUCUUCCGGGCCACCGUGCUGACACCAGGAGACAUGGAAAACGAUGCCGAGUGUGGCCCGUGUCUCCCUGGCUACUACAUGCUGGAAAACAGACCCAGGAACAUCUACGGCAUGGUCUGCUACUCCUGCCUUCUGGCGCCUCCCAACACCAAGGAAUGUGUGGGAGCCACUUCCGGGGUUUCAGCUCACUCCUCCAGCACUUCAGGCGGCAGCACCUUGUCCCCCUUCCAGCAUGCUCACAAAGAGCUCUCAGGCCAAGGACACCUGGCCACCGCCCUGAUUAUUGCCAUGUCUACGAUCUUCAUCAUGGCCAUUGCCAUCGUCCUCAUCAUCAUGUUCUACAUCAUGAAGACUAAGCCAUCAGCUCCAGCCUGCUGUAGCAGUCCCCCAGGAAAGAAUGCAGAAGCCCCAGCUAACACACACGAGGAGAAAAAAGAGGCCCCAGACAGUGUGGUGACUUUCCCUGAGAAUGGCGAAUUCCAGAAGUUGACAGCAACACCCACAAAGACCCCCAAAAGUGAGAAUGAUGCCUCCUCUGAGAACGAGCAGUUGCUGAGUCGCAGUGUGGACAGUGAUGAAGAGCCAGCCUCGGACAAGCAGGGGUCCCCAGAGCUAUGCCUGCUGUCGCUAGUUCACCUGGCCAGGGAGAAGUCUAUAACCAGUAACAAGUCUGCUGGGAUCCAAAGCCGAAGGAAAAAGAUAUUGGAUGUGUAUGCCAACGUGUGUGGUGUCGUUGAAGGUCUCAGCCCCACAGAGUUGCCAUUUGACUGCCUCGAGAAGACAAGCCGAAUGCUCAGCUCUACGUACAACUCCGAGAAGGCGGUCGUGAAAACGUGGCGCCACCUUGCCGAGAGCUUUGGACUGAAGAGGGACGAGAUUGGGGGCAUGACUGAUGGCAUGCAGCUCUUUGACCGCAUCAGCACCGCAGGCUACAGCAUCCCAGAGUUGCUCACAAAGCUGGUGCAGAUCGAGCGGCUGGAUGCUGUGGAGUCCUUGUGUGCAGACAUACUGGAGUGGGCAGGGGUUGUACCACCUGCCUCCCCACCCCCAGCUGCGUCCUGAAGAGUUUGUCUUGGAUUGUCUUCCCUGGGACCAGCUGGGGAUCCAAUGAAGCCACUAUAGCUGUGAGUGAUGCCCUCGGACUGCCAAAACUCGAGGCAUUUCCUGGUGGGCCACUGUAUUCCUUAGGCUGCUCUAAGGAGCGCAUUGAGCACUCAGAUGAACCAAACCAUGUGGGGAAGACACAGGUGAAGAAUCUGAUCCUGUCUUUUAAAGGAGGCACUUAGUGGGAGACUGGGGCAUGGUACAGACCACGUUACCAAGCCAUCACAUAGGCAAAUGCUUUAAAAAAAAAUGUAGCAAAAGUUAUAAGAAGGGAGAUGGAGUCUCAAGGAGUUGAAAAUGGGAGCAUCCUAAUGAAGAAAAUACCUUGAAGGUUUUAGUUUAAAAAAAAAAAUGGUUACAAAGUACAGACAUCCCGCAUCCUGCAUUGCUUGAGACAGAGCAUAGUUUGUUGGCAUGCCCUAUGUGUUUACAGUCGCCCACAGUGGUACAAGCCUUGCAGUCACUAGUGGAAGAGCUCACCUUGUGUCACUGACACACAAGGCAUGUCUGUCCCCCCACAAGCGUGGACAGAUUUGGCCUCCAGCCCCACUCGCAGGCACAGCAGUCACAAUGUGUAGGGCUGUUUUUACUUCAAAGGGAUGUGCGUCCUAUCUAGAAAGGGAAAUGGUGACUUGCUCCGAGUUUGACCAUGCCCGAUUCUCGUGGGUGAGGCUUGAGCGAGUUCAGACACAGCAUCCUGAGCCAGUAAGGUGCAGUACAGAGCUGGGGCCUGGGGGGCCUGAGCUCCGGGGGGAGUCAUCCAAAGUGGCUAAGUCCCCCAGACUUAGCUUCUCUUCUGCAAAUGAGAGGUUGGUCUUCAUGUCUGUGGUCAGGAGAGUUGAGGCUUGGGUGAGCAAAAGGGUGAGUGAAAGGAAACAGAGACAGAAGAGGGAGAGGCCAGAGGAGCCUCCGAACGGUGAAUACAGUCUGGGUGGCCACACGAAAUGGGAGUCGAGGGACUCUCAGCCGCCAUUCUCAAGUAAGGGCAACUGUAGGACAGAGUGUUUACAGAGCUCAUAAACAGGCAUUGCUCUUGGCAGAUUCUCUUACUGCACCUGUAACUGCCAGGAAAUGGGAAGCCAGGGCAGCUUUCCCGGUGGGGGGUUAAUGCCACGCGGCUGGGCUCCCUCCCGGAGUGCUGACUGCAGAGAAUGCUUCCCUCUGGUUUAGAAGGCUGUUGGGAUUUUUGUUGUUGUUGUUGUUGUUUUACAAGCCCUAUGACGGAACAAAGGCUUUGGAGGGGAAUCAGUGGUGUGUUUGAAAACAUCAAGCAAUUUCCCACCACUGAAUAUAGACCGUACUGUGAGAGGACCGUAAUUAGGUCCUGAAUUUUUAAUAUGAUCCUCUGUCUGUUUGUGCUGGAGUUUUUUUAGAAGGCAUUUACUAUAUCCUGCGAAUUAAAUAGUCUGCUUAAUCGUCCUUUUAAUUCCUCUUUGAGAUCCUGCAGUGUCCCUUACCCCUGGUCUUGCAGAACGACGCUGAGCUUCCCCUUAAUUAGACUUGUAAAUGUCAUCUGUGAUGAGUGAGCCGGUUGAGGACAGCAGGCUCUCCUCCUCCAACUGUCAUUCUGCUGAAGAAUGGGCAGCUGCAGCCGGCAGUGUGAGCUGGCCGCCAUUCGCCCUACUGGGGUUCAAGGCUUGAGGCAGCCAGCAUCCUUGCUGUUUUGUUGACUCCCAGCUUUCUGCUUCAGGGUAGCCAGCCCCUUGUCAUUUACUUUAUUUGGCAGAAAGUUCAGGAAGGGUUUGCUUUUCGGUGUGCUUUGCUGAUGCUGUAGAAUUCUGAACCAACAAAGACCACAGGGACUCUUGCUGACUAAUGCUGGAACUCCAAGCUGCCAUGUUUGUCUGGAGACGGUCAUUAUUUUUCACUACUUAAAGGUAUUUAGCAAACACCCAAGCUAGGUCUGAGGGCCUGAGCCAGUGAAGUCUUAAUUGUGAAUAUUUUAUAUAAUUCUGUUUAUGUAACUUAUUAUAUUUUUAUAAGCUCAAUAAACAUAUUAAUAAAAAGGA
Molecule: messenger RNA, 3710 nt
Organism: Mastomys coucha (southern multimammate mouse)
Lineage: Eukaryota; Metazoa; Chordata; Mammalia; Rodentia; Muridae
Gene: Edar
Product: ectodysplasin A receptor
Exons: 12
Coding region: 313-1659 (448 amino acids)
Biological process (GO): positive regulation of canonical NF-kappaB signal transduction; positive regulation of JNK cascade
Cellular component (GO): plasma membrane
Molecular function (GO): signaling receptor activity
Source: RefSeq, a predicted model, not a curated record